AUGCCUCUCGUUUGCUGCCCGGACUCAACUGUUGGGGCGGACUCGGCGCAGGAUACGACCGGCUCGACUCCUUUGGAGCGACCGGCAGAUGAGUCAGCGUUACAGGAGCCAGUAAAACCGGCGACAUCAGGGUCGACUCAGUCGUACGAUACAAUUCAUGAUCGUGCACCAGUAUCACCAUCAGCUCCGGCGUCGACUCCAGCACCGCCACCUGGUCCGGUGCGUCUGCCGAAGACGGUGCAGCCACCACCUCUACCGUCUGAUCCGUCUUCAGCACCGUCUGACCCCACUCAAGCCUCUGGAGCUCCCUCAGCAGAACCUAACACUGCCUCAUCGCCGGAGGAGGACUCAGCGAUCCUCUUCCCGUCCUCGUGGAGCGCCGCUCCGCCUUGGAAGGUCUCCCGUCCUCCCGUACCACCGGCGCAGCCAGCGCUGCCGGAGCGCUGUGGCGACCCGUACCGUGUGGUGCGCAGUACCAAGCGCUGGUCGCGCGGAAAGCUGGCCGCUGUGGGUGCUCACGUGGGCCGCUGGCCGUGGCUGGUGCUGUUCGGUCACUGGACGGACGCCGGUCUGGGCGGCUGGUUCUGCGGAGGAGCGCUUAUUACCGAUCAACACGUGCUGACGGCGGCGCACUGUAUACAUCCUGAGGAGGCCGGCACCGUGGGGGCCGUCAUUGGCGACCACGACCUGCUGACGGUGGACGAGGUGCAACACCAGCAGCGGAACAUCUCGCGCGUGGUGCGCCACCCGCGCUUCAUCGGCGCGCAGAAUGACGUGGCCGUGGUUCGCCUCUCGACCCCGGUGGAGCUGACCGGGGCAGUGUGGCCGGUGUGUCUGCCUCCGAGGCAGUCUCCGGUCACUGGUGGUCCGCUUUGGGCGGCAGGAUGGGGCGCCACUCAGCGGGACGGUCACCCGGCCUCCGAGAUGACCGACACACCACUCCAACUAACGGACCUGAACCGCUGCGAGGAGACCUACAGACGCACACCGCUGUUCGACGCACGGUUCCCGGGCGGUUUCCAGGGGACCAAACUGUGCGCGAGUCGCGUGGGCGGCGCGCCGCGGGACUCUGCCGCGUGUCCGGCCGACUCUGGCGGACCUCUGAUGGAGCCCACUGAAGGAGACAGGUAUCAGGUGGUGGGUGUGUGGUCGAUAGGUAUGGAGUCGUGCGGGACAGCUCAGUUCCCGGCCAUCUACACACGGGUGGCCGCCUACACAGACUGGAUCUUUGCUAAUCUGACCUGA
Messenger RNA from Amphibalanus amphitrite, 1245 nucleotides. Its product is annotated as chymotrypsin-C-like. Gene Ontology annotation, biological process: proteolysis. The transcript has a single exon. Gene Ontology annotation, molecular function: serine-type endopeptidase activity. Lineage: Eukaryota; Metazoa; Arthropoda; Thecostraca; Balanomorpha; Balanidae. The coding region runs from base 1 to 1245 and encodes 414 amino acids. The record is from RefSeq and is a predicted model, not a curated record.